UUAGCAUGGCGUCUCAACAACAGGACAGGUCCGAGCUCGAUGCCAAGGCCAGGCAGGGAGAGACGGUUGUCCCCGGCGGCACCGGCGGCAAAAGCCUCGAGGCCCAGGAGCACCUUGCUGAAGGGAGAAGCCGAGGAGGGCAGACUCGGAGGGAGCAGCUGGGGACGGAGGGCUACCAGGAGAUGGGGCGCAAGGGAGGGCUGAGCACUGGUGACAAGUCCGGUGGGGAGCGGGCCGGGGAGGAAGGAGUGGAGAUCGAUGAGUCUAAGUUUAGGACUAGGAAUACUUAGAACUACAUAUAUCCUUUGUAUCGUCUCUGUCUCUGUCUCUGUAGUAGCUACAUUAAGUUGUUAGUGUAGAAGUUGUCACCUCUUUUCUCAGUCGCUGCCGUAGCUUCUACUAGUUUCGGUGUUGUCUUGUAAUAAUGAUAGUUGUGUAUC
This is a messenger RNA of Salvia splendens (bonfire salvia), 440 nucleotides long. Its product is annotated as em protein H5. Bases 6 to 290 code for a protein of 94 amino acids. Gene Ontology annotation, biological process: response to abscisic acid. The transcript is spliced from 2 exons. Gene Ontology annotation, cellular component: cytosol. Lineage: Eukaryota; Viridiplantae; Streptophyta; Magnoliopsida; Lamiales; Lamiaceae. The record is from RefSeq and is a predicted model, not a curated record.